Messenger RNA from Vigna angularis (adzuki bean), 1965 nucleotides. RefSeq names its product pentatricopeptide repeat-containing protein At1g06270. The coding region runs from base 510 to 1538 and encodes 342 amino acids. The transcript is spliced from 3 exons. The record is from RefSeq and is a predicted model, not a curated record. NCBI's taxonomy places the organism in Eukaryota, Viridiplantae, Streptophyta, Magnoliopsida, Fabales, Fabaceae. Gene Ontology annotation, molecular function: protein binding.
UUAUUUUAUUUUGAGUACAGUUAACUGCGGUGCGGUUUACGUUUCCAAUUUGCUUAAUCACAAUUUUCUUCGGAUCUCAUCAGGCUGCGCUCGCCGCCGUUGAAGGCUGCCGCCAUUAAAGGUUCGCUGCCUAUGUAUGCGAACGACGCCAGAGUUCGAAGAAGAGUGUAGGGCGAGUCGCCCCUUUCUCUGCGAACACCGAAGCAGCUCCCUUCUCUGCGACGGAGUGGUGGUUGGGAGGCACGAUUGGGAGGCCAGUGAGUGGCAAAACCUGGACUUUGCGAGGCGAGGGGUUGAUGGUGCAAAGAAAGGCCGUGCUGUCCUGGUUUUCAUAGAUGGAGCAGUUCUUUCAGUCAGUCAAGUGUUUGAGACAAUUACAGAACUUGGCAAUGAAGGGGGCAAUGAAGGGGUUCAGGGAUCUGAUCCUCUAGUUCUUACAUCUGCCUCGCUCUUAAGUUUCAUUUCUCUCAUGCCAGAAGGUGCUCCGACACUAUAUUAGUUGAUCCAGAAUGGUAAUAAGAGCAACAGUGCAGCAUAGGUUUCUUCUUCACUUCCGGCCUUUUCUGAGCCAAUGUCCUUCAGCUCAUUCAGUGUCUUCAUUGCAAAAUCUUGGGCAGGUUGUGAGAGAGGAAGUAGAAGCGAAAAACUACGUUAAAAUUCCUGACCUUUUCAUUUCCUUGGAGUCGUGCCAAAAUUCAAAUCCUUUUUCUUUCUUUUCUUCAUUUCCUCAGAACGUACAAGUACAAAUUGUUGAUGAAAUUUUGCAAUCUUUUAUACCUAUCAGACCACGUUCCAAGCCUCAGCUAGCUUAUUCCUAUCUUCUUUCUUACACUCUUCAAAGCUCCCAUCCUUUCCCCCUUGCACUUGCUAUCCUACAACGGACUCUACGAUCUGGUUGCCUUCCUGUUCUUCAAACUCGUGUUCUCCUCUCAUCAGCUUGGUUGGAGCGGCGAUGUCUGUCCCAAUCUGUUGAUGAUAUCUUACUUCAGAUGCAAACAAUUGGGUAUACUCCUGACUGUGGAACUUGUAAUUAUCUACUAUCAUCUCUCUGUGCUGUUGACCAACUACCGGAAGCUGUUAAAGUCCUUAAUGGCAUGGGUGGGGCUGGAUGCAUUCCAGAUUCAAAUAGUUAUGGCACGGUAAUUGGUGCAAUGAGCAGAGUGAGAAAGACUGCAGAGGCACAGGAUUUGUUGAAACAAAUGGUGGUGCAAUAUGGUUUAACCCCAGGACAGGGAAUACUUGUGAAAUUAUUGGCAGCAUUACGUGCAAACAGGGAGAUAUGGAAUGCUGUUGAGAUUAUUGAGUUCCUGGAGAAAGAGGGUAACUCCGUUGGAUUUGAGAGUUAUGAGUUAGUGAUUGAAGGGUGCUUGGAGAAAUGUGAGUAUGUUUUGGCUGCAAAGGUUGCAACAGGGAUGACAGAAAGAGGUUUCAUACCAUAUAUAGCGGUCAGACAGAAGAUUAUUGAAGGUUUGGUCAGUAUCAAUGAGUGGAAGAUAGCUUGUGCUUUGAGACAUAGAUUUGCAGCACUUAAAUCUUAGCUUUUAAAUUUAGAGACGCAAGUACAAUGCUUAAUGCCGAUAGGGUGACUUGCAAAGACUUGUGACUUUCGUAUUAUGGUGUCAGUGUUCUUUUCUCAAUGACAUUGCUGGAAGAUCAUCUCACGGUUUGUGGCAGAGCAAUGCAGCACGAGGAUCUUGAAUUUGUAAAACAUUUGGGUGUAUAAUCUAUGAAGUCAAAGCAUGGAAAGGGGUGAGCAUAUUCUAUAGAACUUGGUUUUUUGUUUGAAUUGUGGAAUUAAUAUUCCUACUUAGCCAAAUUAUAACUCGGUUAUUCUGUACCCCACUAGAAUAUUGAAAUCAGUCACAGGGUAACUAAUGCUUCGUUUGGUAGAAAGGGAGAAAAAAAAGGAAAGAAAGAGAAAGUGGUAAGAAAUAAGUGAAAAGAAAUUGUUUGGUUGGAAAGAAA